Zychaea mexicana is the source of this 1376-nucleotide messenger RNA. RefSeq names its product thaumatin. Lineage: Eukaryota; Fungi; Mucoromycota; Mucoromycetes; Mucorales; Lichtheimiaceae. Bases 429 to 1289 code for a protein of 286 amino acids. Gene Ontology annotation, biological process: defense response. The record is from RefSeq and is a predicted model, not a curated record. Gene Ontology annotation, cellular component: extracellular region. The transcript has 2 exons.
GUCACCGUCUCCCAAUGACCAUGCUUUACCCGCUUUAAAAUCUUUCCCGCUGAACCGUUAAAAACAGUCGUUAUCCGUUCUUACGUUUCAGUUAUUGCUGGAUAAUAUACGAUAUUGUAAACUUCCAACUAAACCAAUUGCAACGGAUUAAAGCUAAACCCCUGCAAAAGUACCGCUGCCAGUUUCACCAGAUAGCUUCGGUUCCCAUAAUUGAGAUUAUACUCUUGGCAGAUGGUCUCAAAAGUGAAAUUUUCUUUACAGAACAUAUGAAAUUUUUAGUUUAGAAAACUUCGAUUUGGAGGUAACAUCUCUGUUAGGAACAAAAUGUGAGUUACUUAACUCAAAAAUAUGUCACUUAACGAAUAAAAUUUCGAACUGAAGAAACAGCUAGUCUUUGUCUCAGACUUGUAACUGAUGAUUGUGCCACUAUGCGAACCAGAGGCUACGGUCGUUCGUUUCACACUUUUAUUUUCAGGGCAGUAAACCAUGAUUCGUUCGUCCAUCAAAUUCAGAUUGCCUCCAUCCUUGCUAUCGCUGGCGUUAGCUUGGCUGCUCCCACCAACUCCACAUCCUCUGCCGCUGCUUCUUCAAGCCCCACCGCAUCUUCUUCUUCUUCCUCUGCAUCCUCUACUGGUUCUGUCACUUCCUCAUCCUCCAGUGCCUCUGCCUCAAGCACCAGCAGCGGUAACACUACUUCAUCAGGUGGCGAUGUUACCGUUACCGUCAAGAAUAGCUGCAGCAACAACCUCAAAAUUUACAAGCUUACCAACGGUGGCGGUGCUCAAGAAUCCCAGGAUGUCUCUGCCGGUUCAUCCCAUGAUUUCCAAGUCGAUUCCGACUGGGCUGGUCGUUUCUGGGGCUGUGAAGGCGGUGAUUGCAGCUCCUAUGGCUCUGCUGUCUCGCUUGCCGAGUUUUUGUUCAAGGGUUACGAAGGCAGCGAUUUCUAUGACAUUUCCUUUGUCGAUGGUUUCAACCUCCCCAUGAGCAUCGAGCCCGAAGGCAAGUCCGGCGAUGGUUACGACUGUGGAUCGCCUACUUGUUCAAGCCUCCCAUCGUGUCCCGACAAAUUGAAGGGCGACAACGGUGCCUGCAAGAGUGCUUGUGCUGCCUUUGGCACGGAUGAAUAUUGCUGCACUGGUGAAUACAACUCUCCCGACAAGUGCAAGGCUAGUGAAUACGCCGACGGGUUCAAGUCUGGCUGCCCUGAUGCCUACAGCUACGCCUAUGAUGAUGCCAAGAGCACUUUUGGAUGCAAGGCCAAUAAGUACACUGUCACCUUCUGUCCUUAAAUGGUUAUUUGACGACAACAUAUCAUCUAUAUCAUUUUUAUCGCCUUUAUAUAUCAUACAUACCUUGCUGAAAAGCAACAAACAUUC